This is a messenger RNA of Orycteropus afer afer, 1920 nucleotides long. RefSeq names its product kelch like family member 35 (gene KLHL35). The record is from RefSeq and is a predicted model, not a curated record. NCBI's taxonomy places the organism in Eukaryota, Metazoa, Chordata, Mammalia, Tubulidentata, Orycteropodidae. Gene Ontology annotation, molecular function: protein binding.
AUGCUAGAGGCCUCCAGGCGCGAGGAGUCAGAGCCGGGCUCUGAGGCGCAGUGCGUGGGGACCUGCCACGCGCAGAGAGUCCUGCGGACCCUCAAUGCUUAUCGGCAGAGCGGCACUCUCACCGACGUGGUGCUGCGCGCUGGAGGCCGCGAUUUCCCGUGCCACCGUGCUGCGCUCAGCGCGGGAAGUGCUUACUUCCGCAGCUUGUUUGAGGCUGGGCGGCCAGAACACAGCCUCGCUGUGGUGCCGGUAGUGCUGCUGGCGCCUGAUGGGCCAGGCGCAGGAUCUGCCGGGGCGACGGCGGCCACGGCGCUGGCCGUGGUGCUCGACUACGUGUAUGGCGCGGGCGUGCGGUUGCGCGCAGAGGACGAGGCGGCGGCCGUCCUGGCACUGGCUGAGCGAUUGGGUGUGGCAGGUCUGCGCGAAGCCUGCGCGCGCUUCCUCGAAGGCCGCCUACGUGCGGCCAACAGUCUGGCGCUUCGCCGCGUGGCCGCCGCCUUCUCGCUCGUCUCGCUGGCGGAGCGCUGCGGCCGCGUGCUGCGCCAGGCCUUCGCGGAGGUGGUGCGCCAUUCCGACUUCCUGGAGCUGGCCCCGGACGAGGUGGCUGCGCUGCUGGCCGACCCGGCCCUAGGCGUGGCCCGAGAGGAGGCCGUGUACGAGGCGGCCAUGCGCUGGGUGCGCCACGACGCGCCGGCCCGCCGUGGGCAGCUACGGCGCCUACUGGAGCACGUGCGCUUGCCUCUGCUGGCGCCUGCUUACUUCCUGGAGAAGGUGGAGGCGGAUGAGCUGCUGCAGGCUUGCGGCGAGUGCCGCCCACUGCUGCUGGAGGCCCGUGCCUGCUUCAUCCUGGGCCGCGAGGCCGGUGCGCUGCGAGCCCGACCGCGGAGAUUCAUGGACCUAGCGGAAGUGAUCGUGGUCAUCGGUGGCUGUGACCGCAAGGGGCUACUGAAGCUGCCCUUCACGGAUGCCUACCACCCAGAGAGCCGGCGCUGGACCCCACUGCCCAGCCUGCCCGGAUACACGCGCUCAGAGUUCGCCGCCUGUGCCCUCCGCAAUGACGUCUAUGUCUCCGGAGGCCACAUCAACAGCCGUGACGUAUGGAUGUUUAGCUCCCAUCUGCACACCUGGAUCAAGGUGGCCUCGCUGCACAGGGGCAGGUGGAGGCACAAGAUGGCAGUCAUUCAAGGCCAGCUGUUCGUGGUGGGCGGCUUUGAUGGCCUGCGGCGCCUGCGCAGCGUUGAGCGCUACGACCCUUUCUCCAACACCUGGGCGGCGGCCACGCCUCUCCUAGAGGCGGUUAGCUCGGCGGCGGUGGCGCCCUGCGCUGGCCAGCUCUAUGUGAUCGGGGGCGCGGGCCAGGAUGGUCUCAACGUCAACAAGGUGCAGUGCUUUGACCCCAAGGAGGACCGGUGGAUCCUGAGGUCGCCAGCCCCCUUCUCGCAGCGGUGUCUCGAAGCUGUAUCCCUCGACGACACCAUCUAUGUGGUGGGGGGCCUCAUGAGCAAAAUCUUUUCCUAUGACCCUGGCACAGAUGUCUGGGGGGAGGCAGCUACUCUCCCCUACCCUGUGGAGAGCUGUGGCGUGACUGUGUGUGAUGGGAAGAUCCACAUCCUCGGUGGGCGGGAUGAUCACGGGGAGAGCACCGAUUGGGUCUUCACCUUUGACCCCAGCAGUGGGCAGGUGGAGGCCCAGCCAUCCCUGCAGCGCUGCACCAGCUCCCAUGGCUGCGUCACCAUCGUCCAGAGUGUGGGCAGGUAACUCAGACCUGGAUGGCCUGGCCAGAAGGCUGAAAGGAGUGUGUGUAUGUGGGGGGAUGCAGGUGUACCACUCUGUCCCCUUCAUCGUCCUUGUGUAAAUAACCCUUAACUUAUGGCUCCUUUUUAUAUAGAAAUAAAACCUCAUUCAAAGGUUGGGUCAGUG